AUCAGCUGUUAGAAGAAGCUGCUUUGGGCUCAAACCAGGAAGCAUGAUAGAUGUUGUGUUGUGACAAAGCAAAGUUGUGCAGAGCUCUCUGGAGUACCAGCUGCCCUUGUCGUGGCCUGCCUUUGAUUCAUGGUCUGUGGAGAACCCCAUGUUUGUAUUUUGGCUACUAUCGUACCAAGGAAAAUAUGGCCAAGGCGAUUCAAGCUCGGCGGCUGGAAGGCGUGGACCAAAAUAUCUGGGUGGAAUUUUCUCGACUAGCUGCUUCUCACAAGGCUGUGAAUUUGGGUCAGGGUUUUCCUAAUUUUUCCCCGCCGGAUUUUGUCAAGAAAGCCUACAUGGAAGCAAUCAGCGGAGAAAACACCAUGUUGCACCAAUACACGCAGGCUUUUGGACAUCCGCGGUUGGUGGAGAUCCUGGCUCGCUUCUUUGGGAAGCUGCUCCAGCGAGACCUGGACCCGCUGAAGAACGUGAUGGUGACAGUGGGGGCGUACGAAGCUCUCUUCUGCUGCUUCCAGGCCCUGGUGGACGAGGGGGACGAGGUGAUUAUAAUUGAGCCGUACUUCGACUGCUAUGAACCCAUGACCAAAAUGGCAG
Protobothrops mucrosquamatus (brown spotted pit viper) is the source of this 594-nucleotide messenger RNA. RefSeq names its product kynurenine--oxoglutarate transaminase 1-like. The transcript is spliced from 6 exons. Gene Ontology annotation, cellular component: cytoplasm; mitochondrion. Lineage: Eukaryota; Metazoa; Chordata; Lepidosauria; Squamata; Viperidae. Gene Ontology annotation, molecular function: pyridoxal phosphate binding; L-kynurenine:2-oxoglutarate transaminase activity. The annotation marks the transcript as partial. Gene Ontology annotation, biological process: biosynthetic process. The record is from RefSeq and is a predicted model, not a curated record.